Molecule: messenger RNA, 2112 nt
Organism: Bursaphelenchus xylophilus (pine wood nematode)
Lineage: Eukaryota; Metazoa; Nematoda; Chromadorea; Rhabditida; Aphelenchoididae
Source: the annotation of a GenBank genome assembly
AUGGAGCCGUCGACGUCGGCCGGCCUGCACCACACUCCGGACAACAUAAUUUAUUUGAUUUUGCGGGAAAUGGGACGAACCGAUCUGCUCAAAUGUAAGCUGAUCUCGCGCCGCUUUCAACGCAUCAUUCGCCACAAUGCCGCCUUUUUGGCUAGACCGGUGGUUUCGGAGCUGUUGUAAGUUUGACUUUGACUUUUUACUCUUCUAUAAAACCCUUUUAUCAAAAAAUAUUCCAGAUUUUAGCAAUUUUUAGCUAGAUUUUGAUAAAAACCAGAAAAAAAUUGUUUGAAUUUUUUUGCGUAUAUUUAUAAAAAUUUUAGCCAGCGCUUUGCAGAAACCAGCAAGAUUAUAAAGCCGGAAGUUUGCAAAAAUUUGACAUAGUUCAUAAUACUCAUCCAAAAACAAAUUUUUAGCGUUCAAAUGCGCGAAGCCGAGCUCCGUUCCACAAAAACUGGGAAAGUUGUCAAGACCUCUCGACAUCAUUGUAUUCAGCUUCGCAAAAAAAUGCAACAUUCCAAAAGUCGGAAAUACCUCAACAUAAAGAAUGAAGACUUUCUAAACGGGCUGGAAACGGCGCUCAAAUCAUAUUCGAUCUCCAAAACCAUCACUUUGGAUGGGAUUGAAAUCAACGCUCAAGUUUUGAGCGAAUUUAUCCGGCCAACCUCGGAUUUUCGGUAAUUUUUAUUAUUUUUUAUGCAAACCAUCAGUGCGUCGGGAAAAUAAUGAGCAUAAUGUCGCAUCGAAAAUCGCAUCGCCACUGAGAAAAUUAAUCUCAUUUUGCCGCGGCAAAAUUCAUUUUCUCGGUGGCGAUGAGAUUUUCAAUGCGACAUUGCGCUCAUUAUUUUCCCGACAGAUUGAAUAUGCAAGCUUUUAUUAGAGGUUCUAUGCGAACUGUAAGUCACGUUAAACCCUUAACAUUUUUCUUUUCAGAAACGUUGAGAACGUAAAUUUUGUUUUGGCCUGCUUCAAACAGACCAAUCAUCUGUUGGAGAGGCUUUUGGAAGGGACCAAUUGCCGGAAUUUGAGCUUUGAAUUUUGCAGUGAUGUCCAGAACGUGAUCAAUGAUACGGUAGGCACAUGAAAAAAUCGCUUAAAUCCUAUUCAUUUUUGGUUUAUUUUUGAAAAUUUUGCCAAAAAAUGAAAAAAUUUUUAUCAACUUUUUCCCCCAAAACACGUGUUUACUAGGCUCACAACGGCCAAAAAGUUUUCGUAUUUUACCCCUCUCUGAUUGCGCAAUAAAAUCGAUGGCAAUAAAAUCGCCGAAUCACCUCGGAAUCCCGGCAAAAAUCUCGAGUUUUUAUUGUUGCUGGGAAUUGGGCGGCGAAUUUGUUUGAUCUCCCCGGGUAAUCCACUUUUAUGACAUGUACAUACAUAAAACUUGUUGAGGGAUAAUUUGUAGACCCAGAAUUUUAAAACUGGGAAAAUUUUCUUUACUUGGGUUACUGUAAUUUUUGGGGCCAAAAAAUUUUCAAUAAUCUCAAAAUCAAUUCAUCACACCUAUAAUCAUUGUAACACAAUCUUACAAAGCCUUUUUUCAGCUGUUUAAAUCAAUUCAGACCCUCGAAAGCCUCAAUAUUGUCCUUGCCGAGCCAGUCAGAUUGGUUUAUCUGACAAAUUCAAGUCUAGAUCGAUGGACCGAUCAAGACGAACUCCCGACCCGAAUCAAACUUGAUAAUUCGACCACUGGCUUCACUGUGGAUGGAAUUUUCAAGCUGAUUCAGGUGAGACUCAUCGAAAAUUUUCAUAUUUUUAACAGUCACCAUGUAUAACAUCAAAUUUUUGCAAGUUUUUUUUCAGAAGCUAAUCCUGGCCUAUCAACAGCAAAAAAUGAAGUCGUCAAUCGACUGGUCAUUCGGCAGAAUAGAAGCUUCUCCAGCAGACCUAUUAUCCUAUAUUCAGCGACCUUCAACCCGGCCACCCGGUUAUAAUCUUCGACUACGGGCUGUGCAAGCGAAUCAUAUCCGAGCUUGGGUGGACAUAGACUCGAAACAGGGCCCAGUGAUCGAAUCCACACCUCUGGCCGAGCUCGAAAAGCUGGCCAGAUUUGGAUCCGCAGCCAAAACGGAGCACUCCUGUUUAAUCACAUUUGAUGUCAUUACUCCAAAAGUAUAA